Trematosphaeria pertusa is the source of this 423-nucleotide messenger RNA. RefSeq lists its product as uncharacterized. The coding region runs from base 1 to 423 and encodes 140 amino acids. The transcript is spliced from 3 exons. NCBI's taxonomy places the organism in Eukaryota, Fungi, Ascomycota, Dothideomycetes, Pleosporales, Trematosphaeriaceae. The record is from RefSeq and is a predicted model, not a curated record.
AUGAAGUUCACCAGCGCCGUCUCCGCUGCCGCCAUUGGCUUCGUCUCCCUCUCAUCCGCGAUCUCAGUCUCCUAUGAUACCGGCUACGAUGACAAGAGUCGCUCGAUGACCGCCGUUUCCUGCUCUGAUGGUGCCAAUGGCUUGAUCACGAAGUACGGGUGGCAGACGCAGGGCGCCAUUCCAAACUACCCUUACAUCGGCGGAUACCAAGGCAUCGCUGGCUGGAACAGCCCUCAGUGUGGUACCUGCUAUAGCGUGACAUACAACGCAAAUACCAUCUACGUGCUCGCCAUUGACCAUACCGCGACCGGCUUCAAUCUCGCCAAGCAGGCCAUGGAUGCUUUGACCAACAAUCAAGCCGAAAUGCUCGGACGCGUCGACGCGCAGUACGUGCAGGUUGACAACAGCAAGUGCAAGAUUUAG